AUGGCGGGUCACGAGGGCACUGGUGUACAACAGCACGGAGAUAAUCAUGACAUUCCAAAUGACCUGAAAGUCCACAAAGCAGGAGCAUGGCUACCUGCAGACCACCGCGCUCACAAAGGAUGGUUGAAGGAGCAAAUCGACCAAGCAGCAAAGCACAAGAAGCCACUUCUCCCCGUCAUUCAAGAAUUCAAGGAGUUCAUCGAAUCAGACCCUCGACGGUACAUGUACUUCACCGCGAUGUUUGACGAGGUGCCUUUCAAGCACGUCUACCGGAAAGAUCCCACUGGCCACAAACAGAUCCGGGACUACCACCAUAUGUUAGAAGUCCUCAACCAUGUCUUCGGCUCGGCUCCCGUCUGGACCGACGCCGCUCAAGCCGUAGGUAUGGUCGGAGUGCCGAUGUGUGCGAUUUUGGAUUUUCCGAUGUCCACUCCCUCCGGCCAUGCUGCGUUUCUCGACCCGGAGGUCAACAAAAUGCUGAAAAAGGUUCUCAAUGAAUGGGGAAAGUUCCUCCAACAGCCCGAAUCAGCAGGUGUUCUCCAUGAGAACAAAACGGGCUGGCUCGGCCCACAUGGAAAGACAGACAUGAUGUCUGUGGCUAAUGCCCCAUAUAAGACCGAUCACAAAUUCGAAGAUUUUUUCGUCUGUGACACGUCAAAGAAGCACUAUGGAUAUAAAUCUUGGGAUGAUUUCUUCACGAGACAGUUCAAGGAUGAGGUGCGGCCUGUCGCAAGUCCCGAAGAUGACAAUGUGAUUGCGAAUGCAUGCGAGAGCAAAGUGUUCAAUGUGCAGUACAAUGCGAAACUGAAGGACAAAUUCUGGAUCAAGGGUCAGCCAUACAGUGUUAAAGACAUGCUGGCAAACGAUCCACUUUCCGAACAAUUUGCAGGAGCAACUGUGUAUCAAGCUUUCCUGUCUGCUCUGUCCUAUCAUCGUUGGCAUUCACCGGUCAGUGGGACUGUGAAGAAAGCUUACGUCCAGGACGGCACUUAUUUCAGCGAGCCAUUAUUCGAAGGACUGGGUGAUCCGAACACCAAGGAGAUUGACGCACAAGGGAUCUCAAGUGGCCAGGGGUAUUUGACCGCUUUGGCUACGCGGGCCAUCAUUUUCAUCGAGGCCGAUAACCCUGCCAUCGGAUUGAUGGCAUUCAUUGGAAUCGGUAUGGAUGAAGUGUCGACAUGCGAAAUCACGGUGAAAGAAGGCCAACAUAUCAAGAAAGGUGAACAGACGGGCAUGUUCCACUUUGGUGGAUCUUCUCAUUGUUUACUCUUCCGACCAGGUGUGAAGGUAGAAGGAUUCCCACAGCCUGGCAGAGCAGAGAAUGUUCCAGUUCGAAGCCAAGUUGCAGUAGUCAAAAACUAA
Exophiala bonariae is the source of this 1362-nucleotide messenger RNA. RefSeq lists its product as uncharacterized. The transcript is spliced from 2 exons. Lineage: Eukaryota; Fungi; Ascomycota; Eurotiomycetes; Chaetothyriales; Herpotrichiellaceae. Bases 1 to 1362 code for a protein of 453 amino acids. The record is from RefSeq and is a predicted model, not a curated record. Gene Ontology annotation, molecular function: phosphatidylserine decarboxylase activity. Gene Ontology annotation, biological process: phospholipid biosynthetic process.